This is a messenger RNA of Rhineura floridana, 3539 nucleotides long. It is a transcript of the gene WEE1, whose product is annotated as WEE1 G2 checkpoint kinase. Gene Ontology annotation, molecular function: ATP binding; magnesium ion binding; non-membrane spanning protein tyrosine kinase activity. The record is from RefSeq and is a predicted model, not a curated record. NCBI's taxonomy places the organism in Eukaryota, Metazoa, Chordata, Lepidosauria, Squamata, Rhineuridae. Gene Ontology annotation, biological process: protein phosphorylation; mitotic cell cycle. Bases 288 to 2225 code for a protein of 645 amino acids. Gene Ontology annotation, cellular component: nucleus. The transcript has 11 exons.
CUCCCAUGUUUUCAAACGGAGGGGGCGUGUGUGAUUGGCUGGUGUGACCUGCCACGUGACUAACGGUCGCGGGAAAGCCGCGGAGUCUGAACGGGCGAGUGUGCUGUGUGGCGGUGAGAGCUGGAGUUUUGUCAAGAAGCGCCGCUACCAGACACAGACGCGUAGGUAGACCUGUGUGAACUCGCGCCAGCCUGUGUUUAACCGCAGGGGGGCAGAAUCGCGCCUGUCAGCGUCCCGUCUGAACGAGAGAAGGCUUGGGACAGGUCGGCCUUUUACGGGUCUCGGCCAUGAGUUUCCUGAGCCUGCAGCAGCAGCCAGUAACGGGGCAGCGGCGUCUGACGGCUCGGCAGGCGGCGGCCCCGAUCCGGCAGAAACUGCUUUUUUCGGGCGGUGGAAGCGACUGUGAGGAAGAGGAGGAAGAAGACGACUGCUAUGAGGAGGAGGAAGGUGGCAGUGGUAACAGCACCGGAGAAGACUCAGCCUUCCAGGAGGCCGACUCCCCCCUUUCAGUGAGCCGUACCCCAGCUCGGCGGGAGACUCUGCCGCCGCGGACUCCCGAAGAGGUAGCGAUGGAGUUAGCGCCGCCCGUACUCCCGGGCGACGAGGGGGACUCGUGGGAGGAGGAAGGCUUCGGUUCUUCAUCCCCCGUGAAAUCUCCUGGAGCCUAUUUCAUGGCUGGCUCGCCGCCGCUGAAGGGCCCUCGGCGCUAUUGCGGGCAGUCGUCGCCUCCACGCCCCAAUGCGCUCCGGUAUCGGGCCCACCAGAAUCCGGGUUCAGCGCUUCCCGAGUACCCCGGUACCCCGCCGCACAAGACUUUCCGCAAGCUGCGCCUCUUCGAUACUCCGCACACACCUAAGAGUCUACUAUGUAGAGCUCAAGGAAUGGGAUCUAGUUCAGCUAAACUCCGAGGUGGCUCUCUUUUUAUGAAUGUUGGAAAACUAGUAAAACAGGAAUCUGAUAUGGGACAAGCACCUCACGUGAACAUUAAUCCCUUCACUCCAGACUCUCUCUUCCUUCAAUCUUCAGUUGGGCAGUGUCGCAGGAGAAAGAGAACACAUUGGAAUGACUCCUGUGGUGAGGACAUGGAAGCAAGUGAUGGAGAACUUGAGGAUGAAACUGUCAGACCUGCCAAGCGGAUCAGCAUAACAGAAAGUAAUAUGAAAUCACGAUAUGCAACAGAAUUUCAUGAAUUGGAGAAGAUCGGAUCUGGAGAAUUUGGUUCUGUAUUCAAAUGUGUGAAAAGGCUUGAUGGUUGCAUCUAUGCAAUAAAACGAUCUAAGAAACCUUUGGCUGGCUCAAUUGAUGAGCAAAAUGCUCUUAGAGAAGUGUACGCUCAUGCAGUUUUGGGACAGCAUUCACAUGUAGUCAGAUACUUCUCUGCCUGGGCAGAAGAUGAUCAUAUGCUUAUACAGAAUGAGUAUUGUAAUGGUGGCAGUUUAGCUGAUGCCAUAAGUGAAAACUAUAGAAAUAUGCGCUAUUUCAGUGAACCAGAAUUGAAAGAUUUGCUACUACAGGUUGCUCGUGGUUUAAAGUAUAUCCAUUCGAUGUCACUGGUACACAUGGAUAUAAAGCCCAGUAAUAUCUUCAUAUCAAGGACUUCACUUCCAACUACUAUAUCUGAAGAAGGUGAUGAUGAUGAAUGGACAUCUAGUAGGGUUGUUUUCAAAAUAGGUGAUCUUGGUCAUGUGACUAGAAUAUCCAGUCCACAAGUGGAAGAAGGAGAUAGUCGUUUCCUUGCCAAUGAAGUUUUACAAGAGAACUAUAAUUACUUGCCAAAAGCAGAUACUUUUGCUCUUGCAUUAACUGUGGUGUGUGCUGCUGGUGCUGAACCACUGCCAGCCAAUGGGGAUCAGUGGCAUGAAAUUCGACAAGGAAAACUCCCUAGAAUCCCACAAGUCCUUUCUCAAGAGCUAUUAGAGUUGCUAAAGCUUAUGAUAAACCCUGAUCCAGAGAAAAGACCCUCAGCAGUUGCUCUAGUCAAGCAUUCUGCGUUGUUAUCUACUGCCAGAAAGAGUGCUGAGCAGCUACGAAUAGAACUGAAUGCUGAAAAGUUCAAAAACUCUUUGUUGCAGAAGGAACUUAAGAAAGCACAAAUGGCGAAAGCAGCAGCUGAAGAGCGAGCUCAAUUUACAGAUCGAAUGACAACUAGAUCUACAGCACAGAACAGAACAACUCGUCUUAAUGGAAAGAAAAUGAACCGUUCUGUUAGCCUUACAAUAUACUGAUUUGAUGAUUCCAUAAAAUUGUCAAGAAGGCUAUGAAUAUUUCUGGACUAAAUUAGGAGUGGAAGAGGAUUCUGUUUCUAGUUUUCUCUUUAAAUCACUGUCAGUGCUGUUACAAAGAAGUCUUACAAUUUUAAUUUUACCAAAUGCAGUUAAAUAACUUUGUUGGUUCCAGGCUUCAUAUGAGUGGAACUGCACUCAUGGGACACUCACCACAGGAAGGAGGGGAAGGGAUUUUCACUAACAACUCCUUCCUCCCUGGAGCACCUGAAAAUCUGUUUCAGAGGGUAGGAGCCCCCCAGAACAGUGCAGGAGGUGGUACAGCGGCUGCAGGUGGAAUUGGAGAAAAUUGUGUCCUUGGUUCAGCAGGAGCCUCCAAUGGACAUAGGGCCCUUCUGUGAAUGGAAAGAACCCUUGUGUUGCAGGAUUGUCAAUUCCAGAUCUGACCCUGUAUUUUCCCUUGUUUCUUAAAGAAUCUAGGAUGCUAAUUUGCAAGCCUUUCAGUUACACUGUAUAUUACACCAUCCAGAGUUAACCAGUGGUGUGUUGCUGCUUAUUUUUGAUGCAUUGCGAUGAAAAGCAUAUUCCUAGUAGUCUAAUGGACUUAUUUGAAAACUGCUCUAUUUGGAAUGGAGGGAAGACAUGACAUGGGGAGAGGCUAAGGGCCAACAGGCUAAACUAUACCUGGUUGUCAGGUAAACUAUUGUGAAUUUUAUUUGUGUAUUCAACUGGGAGCACUUUGUUGGGCAUUGCUUGGCCCACAGGAAAAGCCUGUGGAAAUAUGCCACGUGAAACUGCUGCUAUUUUUAGUUUGUCUUUGCUGUAAAACUGUAGCAUUAAAACAAUCAUUGUGUUAGUGGGCUUUCUUUUUUUAAAAAAAAUUAUGUGAAAAAUAUUAAAGCUGCCCUGCUGAAAGCAGCGUCUUUCUUUGAAGCUAGUGUAUUGUGUACAGUGUGAAUGUACCAAUUUUAUAUUUGAAUUACAUUAUUAGUGUAAAUGUUUGUUUUGUAAUUCUAAUAGAAUUCUCCAAAAGAUAAUUCCUCUCCUUUCUCCAUCUCAUCUUCCCUCCUUUGUUAAUACUUCAAUGUGCCUGUUUGCCUAUUUUUAGAAUUUGUACAUAAAUGUACUGUUACAUUUUCAAACUGAAUGUAUAUAAGUGUUCUUAUAGUGUACAAUACUGAAAGCUGUAGUUUUAGAUUCCAGAAGCUCCAAUUGAAAUUUAUUCCAACUUUAGUUGUGAAAUUAAUAUAAUUGGCCCUCCUAAUAAUUUGUUCUGAUAUUGCCAAAAUAAAUGUUAUCAAUUACAGGCUUUUUGAC